Messenger RNA from Aricia agestis (brown argus), 642 nucleotides. RefSeq lists its product as uncharacterized. The transcript has 3 exons. Lineage: Eukaryota; Metazoa; Arthropoda; Insecta; Lepidoptera; Lycaenidae. The record is from RefSeq and is a predicted model, not a curated record. The coding region runs from base 125 to 583 and encodes 152 amino acids.
AUAGAAUAUGUUAGGAUUUUUUUCAAAAUACGAUGUGCUUUUAAUACAGUAACUUACCUAUUUCGGUAAGAUUGUGCAAUAGAAAACUGAGACUGUCAAAGUGUCAACUGUAAAGUAUUAAAAAAUGCUUCGUACAAAAAGAGCUGCAGUGCUCAUAAGUUCGAGAUUAAUAACGAAAUAUACUUUUUCAUCCAAGCCUACUGCUUCCCAAGUACUCACAUCAUAUUUAAAGCAAUGUGACGAACCACCUUGGACAUCCUAUUUCGUUAAGUACAGUAGUGUGAAAGAUGAUCAGUUUGGAAUGUCGAAUUUUAAUUGGAAAGUGGGUUCAUCAAAUUAUCAGAUUUUGAGAACUGGUUGCUUUCCCUAUAUGAAGUAUCACUGUUCCAGAAGAAAAUACGAGGAUCUGACUUCAUCAGAUAGAUUUAUGAGAGUGAUAAAGAUUUUAAAUUUAGGAAUACCUUGUCUACUGUAUGGCUUAGCGGCAACACAACUAAUUCGCCAUGAAGAAAUAGUGCAUACACCUAAAGGAAAUGUUACCAUAUAUUUUUUACUUCCUGAACAUAAGGGUUCAAUGUACUAGUUACAAAAUGUUUGCUCAGUAAUAUCACAUACUUGAAUUGUUGCCCUUAUUACAAUGUU